Messenger RNA from Erigeron canadensis, 982 nucleotides. RefSeq lists its product as uncharacterized. The record is from RefSeq and is a predicted model, not a curated record. Lineage: Eukaryota; Viridiplantae; Streptophyta; Magnoliopsida; Asterales; Asteraceae. Bases 141 to 941 code for a protein of 266 amino acids. The transcript has a single exon.
UAUAAUAAGAAAUUGACUGGUAGAAGCAAUAGACAUAUAAACACACACGACCAUAUCAGCCUGCCAUAUCAGACUACUAUACAAAUGCUCUUCAUGCCAUCACCAACAACAACAACAUUUGAUCUCUUUGAUCCACAUCAAUGAUCAAAAAACCCGAUUCCGGACCACCGUCCCGUUCGGCCCGGACCGGAUGUUUCCUAGCUUGUUUUGGGUGUACCGGCCUGCAGGACCAAUAUAUAAAGCCCAAAGAGAAAGUCAACUCUCCUAAAUGGCGCCGUCCACGUUGGAUCUCUAAGUUCACCUUGAUCAGUUUCAAGAAACCCGUGGUCAAAGACGUCGUCCCCGUUGACCCAAAACGACCCGUAAAUAAGUCGGGUAAUAAAACUUGGGAAAUUCAAGUAGUGGAAGAAGAAGAUGUAGCAACAAAAUGGACAGAUUCUGUUAGGCAACGAAACGGGUCGUACCGUAGUCGCAAGAAAGAAACAAAAGUUGUUACGCGUUUGCCAGCUGAAAAAAAACAUGGGGCCGUGGUUUCUAAAGCUAUUGUUUCUACACCUUCGAAACCGUUGACUCAUUCGGUAUCAUUGCCGAUACCAACGAAGGAAAAGAAACUAGCGGAUGGUCCAAAAGUUGUGAAGAAAACCAUACCUUUAGGUGGGAAAUAUGACUCUAUAAUUGGUAUGUCAGUAAUAUUAGUUAUAUUGGUUAUAAUGGUGUUAUGGGGCAAGUUGUGUGCAAUACUUUGUACUUCUACAUGGUUUUAUAUCAUCCCACGAUUGGGGGCCGCCGGGAGAUACUCUGUUGUGGAUACAAUAAAGAAGCGGCGGCCUGAGUCACAUGAGAAUUUGGACAUGGAAUCCGUGGAGUAUAAGAAAAAAGUUGUCUUGGAAGGACUUCUUCAAAGAAACAACAGAAAUGUCGUUGGUCGUUCUACACGAUGAUUAUAGGUUAAUUAAUUGAUUACAAAGAAAUGUUUUGUUUU